Molecule: messenger RNA, 4935 nt
Organism: Notolabrus celidotus (New Zealand spotty)
Lineage: Eukaryota; Metazoa; Chordata; Actinopteri; Labriformes; Labridae
Exons: 10
Coding region: 175-1404 (409 amino acids)
Biological process (GO): positive regulation of GTPase activity; endoplasmic reticulum to Golgi vesicle-mediated transport
Cellular component (GO): endoplasmic reticulum membrane
Molecular function (GO): GTPase activator activity
Source: RefSeq, a predicted model, not a curated record
GCAGCGGUGCCAUGCCGGUUAGGUUGUCUGGCUCCAGGACAGCUGUUGAGAAGAACGUUCACAUAUAGCCACAUAGUAUCAAUAUUUUUACCUGUAAAGAGUAACAUUUUAAUGAGUUUGUCAGCCUAUGGAACUUGACAGAGUUUGGGCUUCGGUUGAUGGUUUAUAAAGGGGAUGAAAAGGCUCAAGAGGAAGAAACAAAAAGCAGGAGUUGUGGUGAAUGGGACUGUAUCUGUCUCAAGAGAACCAGAUUGUGGAAAGAAACAGAAGUUGGGUGAGAUCCACCAGGCUCUGAUCAGUGACCCGGUGGACAUUGAGACCCUGAGGAAGGCAGCAGCCGGUAAAGGAGGUCUGCUCACUGAUGAACUUAGGAGGAAAGUCUGGCCCAAACUACUGAAUAUCAACGUGUAUGAACUACCACAUAAACCUGGUCGAGAUGUGAGGGAGAACCACAAGGACUACAACCAAGUAGUCCUGGAUGUCAGGAGGUCCAUGAAGCGCUUCCCUAAAGGUAUGCCAUCGGCAGAGAGAGCCGUGCUUCAGGAGCAGCUGAUAGACAUCAUACUGGAGGUUCUGAGACGAAACCCUCAGCUCCAUUACUACCAAGGCUACCACGACGUGGCCGUCUCUCUGCUGCUGGUGGUCGGGGAGCGGAUGGCCAUUGCCCUGCUGGAAACACUGUCGAACUUCCAUCUCAGGGAUUUCAUGGAUCCAACCAUGGACAGCACCAAACACAUAUUAAACUACCUGAUGCCUAUUUUGGAACAGGUUGAUACAGAACUACAUGACUUCAUGAUCAGAGCCGAGGUCGGAACCAUCUUCGCGCUGUCCUGGCUCAUCACCUGGUUCGGCCAUGUGCUGUCGGAGUUCAAACACACUCUAAGACUGUAUGACUUCUUCCUGGCCUCACACCCGCUGAUGCCCAUCUACCUCGCUGCUACGAUUGUGUUGCACAGAGAGAAGGAGGUGAAGCAGACAGAGUGUGACAUGGCCAUGGUCCACCACCUCCUCUCCCGCAUCCCACAGGAUCUCCCGUACGAACUUCUGAUUGGCCAGGCCCAGGAUCUGUUCGACCAGUAUCCUCCAUCCCUGCUGGCCAAGAGGGCAGCCCUGCAGUCUCGCAAGAGUCUGUCCAUCAGCACCUUCAAGGCAUUUCAGCUCUCCACCCUCCACCAGAGGCCCGACUCUGUUCUCCAACGACUCACCAAGGCCCAGGGCUCCACUGCCUCCAGACACGGCUUGGAAGCAGAUUUGCCCCGGGACCGAGGCCUGCUGUGGGGGAAGGGGAACAGGAUGGUGAAGAUGGCGGUGUGGGGGCUGUCGGCCACGCUCGGGGCAGCUGUAUUUGCUGUGGCUCAGACGGCUAUGGACUGGGGACCUGACGUGUUGCUACAACUGUUCUGACCAGGCAGGGGGAAUUUAGUGUGUUAGAAACACACACACACUGACGCACAGUGACAGCAGAAACAAACCUGCUCUUCAGAUGGAUUAUACAGAAGAAACCAUACAGACACAAAGGCUUGAAGACUUGAAGCGACUCAUUGAAGUCUCUCCUGUUGAGAGGAAAGCUGGAGGUCAGUUAUCUUAGUGCCAAACAGGUUGUUGCUAUUCAACCUCAGUGAACAUAUGUUAACUACCAGUCAGCCUCAGGAUGUGUUGUAUGUUUCUGAGCACAUAUCAAAGACUUCAUAUCACAUGAGGGCAUUCAUGGGUAUCCCAACAGGCCAACCUUGUUUGAUUAACUUUACAAAAAAAAGCCCUUAGCAAUGGGCUGUCAAAUCAAAAAAAGUCACAAGAGACACAAACUAACUACAAAGAGAUGCAGAAUGACAUCAAAGUGACAUAAUACCAACAAAGAGACAUGAAACAACUACAAAGAUUGCAAAUGUGUCUACAAGGAGAUGCAAAAUGUCAGCAAAGAGACACAAACUAACUUCAAAGAGAUGCAAAAUGAUAUCAAAGAGACAUACAAUGUCAACAAAGAAACAUGAAACAACCACAAAGAUUGCAAAAUUAUCUACAAAGAGAUGCACAAUAAGAUCAAAGAGAUGUGAAUUAACUACCAAAAACACAUAAAAUAACCACAGAAAGAUGGGAAACUACAAUUAAGAGAUGCAAUCUCACCAAAACAACACAUUAGAAAGAGACAAAAAUUGCUAUAAAUGCAAAUCAAUCACAAUUUGAAACAAAGGAUCACAUAUGAAAUGCAAAAAACUAAAAAAGACAAAAAAAAACUUUUACAGAGAUGCAAAUUGACCAGAAAGAGGCAUUAAACAGAAUCAAUUUCUAGCAAGGAAGGAAACCAUAAACACAUCAUGCUUCUUUUAGGCAGCUGUGCACUUUUAUCACUGACGUAACAUUUUGCAUGUGCCUCCUACUUUUCCUGUUUGAUGAUUAUUUUGCUGAUAUCUCGCUUUUUAGCCUGUCGUGCUUGUUUUGCUGCAUUUCCGUUGACGCUGUUUAAGUACAUUUGUUAGUUCAGCAGCCAUAUCUGAGAGCCAAAAGUGCCCAUAGCCAGCAAGAUGACACAUGAAUACAAAUUAUUAAAGAGUAGUGUUUUUUUUUUUUUGCUGAAAGCUUCCACUAGUGAGGAAAGAAGAGGAGCUGGAGAGAAAAGGGAAAGAUGGGGGGAGGGGGGGUGGUCAAUUUUUAGAUUUUGCCUGUGAGACUCUGGUAACAAUUGCUUUACUCCAGGUUUCAGUAGAGUUUGACACACUUAACAAGCUGUUGCAGCUCCACUAUGUGAGCAAAAUGCAGGACGCAGCACUCAAUGCAAGCAGUGUUUUCUGAACUGAUACUUUUUGCUGCGGGUAUUUGGAAAACGCGCUCUUUUACUUUAUUAUUUUAAUACUUUUAGAAGCACUUUUCUGAAUGUUGUGGCCCACGACUGCUGAAUGAAUUUGGGGGAGACACCAGUACUUUUGAGUUUUUUAAAUAUUUAGUAGGUUUGCGCCAACAUCCACCCUGAAUGCUCUGUAAGAGAACUCAAGUCCGUGCACCCAGUUUUUCUUCCACAUCUUGUUUUGCGUCAGCAUUUUGAGUAACUUAAAUAUAGAAUUUCAAGGCUACAACUUAGGGACAUUUAGACAGAUAAUUUCAACUAACGCCAUGAGAAAAACAGGUUGCCUCUUUAUUUUUAGAAAAUAUCUGCAUCUUUAAAGGCCCCAUGCAAACCUAGCGUGGUCUCACAACCAGAGAAGUAAAUAUUAAUAACACAGGCUGUUUCCACCUGAGGCACAUGCAUAGGUACAGAGCACAGGGCUUCUCCAAACAGCAAUGCAUGCUCUAGUUGUUGACUCAUAUUCUGAAACAUUUAUCAGCUUGUACCGGCAAAGCUAAGCUGCAGCAUCUGUAAACACAGCUUCACUAGAGUCACCACACUCUCUCUUCCUCUGUCGUCAGGUUUACAGUCAAUGUGUCACCUCUGUGCUCAGCUGAAUGAAAACUUUACCCUGUUGAUAUUACAUGCUUUGUUAGCAUAGGAAUUCAACUGGUUUGGAUUUGUUACGUGUGACACUGGAGUAAAAAAAUUAUAGUGCUAAUUCAGAAAGUCACAUUUAAAGCCUUGGGGCAAACUUGGAAGAUUGCAGAGCUGAGCAGUUAUCAAACAAGUAAAUCAAUCCAUCAUUCUAAUAAGUGGUUAUUUUAAGGCUGUUUUCCCAAAACAUCACUCGCUAUAACAGUGAUAGGUGAUAAUCAGUCACUUUAUUAAACAGUCAAUAAAUCAAUCAAAGUCCUGUAGCUCAGGUAAUUGGCUGUCUUUAUUGUCAGUUAGCAUAGACAUCCAGACAGUCAACUAGCUGUUGGGGAUGUUUGAAAAUGUUUCUCUUUUUAUCUUGUAAAAAAACAUUAUUUUGGGUAUUAACUGUGUGAUAUUGUACGUGAGUGUGUGCAUGUGUGUGUGAGACAGAGAGAAAGUUGGAUAAUGUUCUCUUUAUUAUUUUCUUUGGUCUUUCCAGGCAUUAUCUGUUUAAUUGUAUUUUUAGGUUUUGGUGCUGCUGUGGCCUUUAAUGUAAAAAAAAGUCAGAAGUAUGGUUAUUUAUUUAAAGAGCAACAAUCUGAUUGGCUAUUUAUUAAACAUUUAAACACAUACCUGAUCUGUAUGAAUGUGUAUUUGAAAAUAAUCUAAGGUAUGAGAUAAGUGAUCACCAGUCUGGUGAUCAGUGCUUUAAAACAGGGUUCUGUUUUUUCUGCAUAUAGAAUGUGAACCCAGUCAGAUUUGGGUCCGACUACAAGUAACAGGAGCAGAGAGAUAUUUUUGGACGAUACAUGUAAUUGUUUUUUCACAUAGAAUUGGGUGAACACUAUAUACCAAUCUCAUUUCUGUACAACUGUGGUCAAUUGUAUGCUGCUGCUUAGCUAAAUUGACUUGCUUGAAAACUUGAAAAAGGGUGAAAUUGAUAGCCUGACUCUAAGUACAACAGGAGCCCCUACCAGCAAGGUACACUCAUUUAACUGUUACUUGUUGCAUUAUUUAAAUCAUGUAGAUAAUCAAAUGUUUGAACAAUCAUUUGUAGUUUUUAUGACAGUUACCGGCAUUUAGUGGGCUCAUGGGAACGGAAAGCAACAGCAGAGACUUCAGGAAGUUACCUUGGUGGGUGGGAUAGAUCUUAUAAUCUAACUUUAUUUUAAAACAUCUAAUAUACAAGCAUUUUUUUCCAAAGUGUUAAACUGUUUCUUUAAAUAUUUGUCUCACAUGCAAGCUCAGUUUUUAUACAUAAUUAUAAUAAAAGAAAAUGCGAAAGGGAACAUUUACUGCCAUAUGGUGCAUGACUAGCGUUGAUGUGCAUCCUGCUGUUAUUAUAUAACAGCUCAUUCUGCAGUGAAGUUAAUUCUGUUAACAUGGGCUUUAGUUUUACAUUUAUUGUAUGUAAUCAUGCAUUUUAUGUUUGAAAAAUGUUUUAUUAAUUAACAAACAACCUUAUUUGCAUGUAA